UAUAAACUGAGUUUCACUCCACCCUGACAAGCAUUAAGUAUAAUUGUAUUCAAAAGGUAUCCACUUAGGAAACUUCUCACUUUCAACAUGAAAUUCGUUUUUGCAUUCGUAGUUUUUGCUUUUGUUGGGUUAUCUUUCCAAGCUGCACACCCUAAGAUCACCAACAAAGGAGGUUUACUUUGUAAUAUAUGUGAAACCGUUGCUACUUACGUCAAAGAAUUAGCAGAAGAAGAUAUAACCGAAGAUGAAGUCACAAAACAAAUCGAAGCACUAUGUAAUGUUUUGCCAGGACAAAUGAAGGAACUGUGUAACGAUGAUGUCCUUCCUUAUGUCGAAAAUAUAUACGAUGCAAUCAAUAACCAAACAGCAGAAGAAAUAUGUGAAUCUUUGAGUUUGUGUUGAGUUAAAAUGAACGGAAUAAAAUAACAUUUGGCUAAAUACGAAUAAAAAUUUCAUCCAAAA
This is a messenger RNA of Diorhabda carinulata, 462 nucleotides long. RefSeq names its product prosaposin-like. Lineage: Eukaryota; Metazoa; Arthropoda; Insecta; Coleoptera; Chrysomelidae. The coding region runs from base 88 to 402 and encodes 104 amino acids. The record is from RefSeq and is a predicted model, not a curated record. The transcript has 4 exons. Gene Ontology annotation, biological process: lipid metabolic process.